AUGUCCAUGAACCCCGAGUCCGCUACUCCCCAGCAGGGCGAGUUCAGCAGCAAGGUCGCUCCCUCUAAGCCUCUCACAACCAAGGGUCACGCACCCGGAGUUCUCGUUGGUAUCGAUGCUGCUCCCGAGUUCCACGUCCAGCAGCUCCCUUCUGGCACUGCUCCUCCCGAACACACCUUCCAGCCCAACCCCGAGAACGAGAUCCCUGCCCAAGCUCCCGGCGCGGAGGGUGAGGCCCCCGCCUCCGCAACACUCGGGGGUGCUACAUCUGCCGACCUGCACGGCCGAGGCAAGAAGGAACGCUCCGGACUCGAGGGUGUUGGUGCCAACGCCUCGGACCCAAUCCACGACAAGGGUGCUGACCGCGACCAUCCCACCAACUACCGUGGAAAGGGUGGUGAGAAUGCGGUGGAUUACCCUGGUGCCGCAGAGCGAGAGCCUGCUAAGGCUGAGGAGGUUGCGAGCGAGCGUGCUUAA
This is a messenger RNA of Fusarium sp. VM40, 477 nucleotides long. NCBI's taxonomy places the organism in Eukaryota, Fungi, Ascomycota, Sordariomycetes, Hypocreales, Nectriaceae. The record is from the annotation of a GenBank genome assembly.